AUGGGCAGCGACGCAUUUGCGAUACAAAAUCGGAAAGACUUGGUGGUGAUCGUCAAUGUCAUACUCUCAUUCUCAACGCUAUCAGCGCUGUCACUUCGCUUUGCCAAGGUCACAGGAAAUGCAAAGCAAAGGNNGAAGUUUGAUGCGCAGAACAUUAUGAUCUGCUUGGCNGGGUUUUUGCGGUAUCAUGAUGUCCUUAUUGCAAUGUAUUGCGACGAACUGUACAUCUCGAUCUUCGUCUUCUACCUGGCCUGCAACAUGUUCGUCAAGUUCGCUCUUCUCUUCUUCUACCGCCACACCACAUACGAACGUUGGCACCACUGGGUAAUCUGGUUCAUGGAGUUCAUUGCUUUCGCCUUUGGCAUCAGCAGUAUUCUGGUCAUCAUCUUCCAAUGCGUUCCAAUUGCACACCUUUGGGACAAAAGCAUCCCUGGAACUUGCAUCGACAUCAAGUCCUUCUUCUACUCUAACUCGAUCAUCAUGAUCGUGAACGACAUCAUUCUUUAUGUUUUGCCCAUUGUCUUCACGUGGAAGCUUCAACUUCGCCUUACCCAAAGAAUCGUUCUCAACCUUCUCUUUGCUUUGGGUGCAGUUUUCAUCCGCCUGUAUGUCGUUUACCGAUACGACCAAGACGGCGACCUUUCAUGGAACAUCGCGUCUUGCCUCAUAUGGUCCUCUGUCGAGAACCACCUCGCCGUCUUCAUCGCAUGUUCACCCUCCAUCAAGGCCGUCGUCAGCGGUGUACUUUAUCCUCUCGUUUCGUCGCAAGUCUCAUCGUUCAAGGAUAAGAUCAAGAGAUCGAGGGGUAGUGAGGGUAGCAGCUUGCCGACACAUAAGUCUCCUUCACUCACCCUAGCAACUAUCGGCUCCCGGCCUAGCCGUUUUGUGCANAAGGUUAGAGAUCCUUUCGCCGCUAGCACCCGUAGGGACAGCUUUAAUACCCUGGACUCAGGUUUCGAGUGCGUCAACCGUGGACACCAUGAGAUGGACCCCAUUGAGCGAGCAAACUCAGAGGCAACUCUAAGCUCGGCGACCUACCGAAAGGACUCAGAGGCGUCGGCUUCCUCGAAGGAGCCUCAAGUACAAGUCUACACCAUCGAUGAGGACAUCAGUCCUACUUCUUCUCGUUUCCCUCAACCGACGCUGGAUUCGUCGAAGCCCCGUAGCCAUAAAUGA
Aureobasidium musti is the source of this 1176-nucleotide messenger RNA. The record is from the annotation of a GenBank genome assembly. Lineage: Eukaryota; Fungi; Ascomycota; Dothideomycetes; Dothideales; Saccotheciaceae.